Messenger RNA from Saccostrea cuccullata (small rock oyster), 1529 nucleotides. RefSeq lists its product as uncharacterized. Bases 777 to 1514 code for a protein of 245 amino acids. Lineage: Eukaryota; Metazoa; Mollusca; Bivalvia; Ostreida; Ostreidae. The transcript is spliced from 3 exons. The record is from RefSeq and is a predicted model, not a curated record.
AGAUAUUCGUGAAAUUUUCUGUGCAUUACUCUUAUAAACCAUUAUGUAACACUGUAUACAAUAUCCACAUGAACAUUAUUAAUUCCGACUGAGAUAUGAUAUACCUACAGAUGUAUUUAAGUGUUUCAAGCUGAAAUCUUACUUAAUCCAAAGUUCCAUUUGACUGCCUCUAUCAAGUAGUAAAAUCAACACCGUUGAAGAAGAUACAAGAAACAUGAACUUGACGUUAUCAACAAUGAAAAAAGGUAACAAUGAAUAUGCUGUAAGAAAAUGACAAGGCAGUUGGUUGUAUUAAAGGGUAGGCUAAAGGGCAGUAGUGAAGUAUCGACAGCACUUAGUGAAAUCUAUCUGACGGAAUAAUCUGCCUCUCAAGCAUAAAUUUAUGAAUGAACUGAUACGCCACUGUGGGAGGCACUACGAGGCAAUUUUUUAAAAACAGGGGGAUGUAUUUUUCAUCAGCGUGACAAAUGAAGAUGCAGCAUCCAUUGAGGCACAAACCUCAACCCACUCGUAAUAGGGGACUAAUAAGGAAUGGAUGGCAUGCCUACUACCUCCGCUCAGAAAAAUGAAUUCUGUCACUGGACCACAAUUCGGCAGUCUCCUAGAUAUAAAUACAAUACAUUUAUUUACAAAGAGUCUAUAAAGCCAGGUGCGGAAUCGGUUGAAACAUAGAUGCUGUUUGAAAAAUUCUCCUGUUGUUCAAAAUCUGCAGUGAGUGAUCCCCCUGAGGCUUUGACUCCUAUACUUUCCUGCAGAGCUGAAGAAUUUCUUCCAAAAUGAGGGGAUUUUUAGUGAUUUUGUUGUUUAGUUUUAACAUCUGCCUCAGCUUGAAAAUGGGCAAAAAUUCCAAAAAGAUGCUAAAAACUAAAAGAUGUAAGUAUACAUUUGUGGUCAAAGAAAUGGUCGACGGUGGACAUUGUCCAAAUCAAGUCCAAGAAUAUCCUCAGGCCGAUAAAACCAUGGAGAGCACCACUAUGGCCGCUCACCCCCAAAAUCCUUAUGGUAUUAUACAAAGUACAAAAAACCAUAUACUAUCAGGGUCAAAAUUCAAAGAGUUAGAAAAACGCCUGAAGACCGUGGAAAAUAUGCUAGAGGAUCAAACAGUAGAAAAUACGUAUUUAAACCAGACGAUAAUCAAACAAGAAUCUAAACUUAAAAACUGUGACAAAAUGAUGAGUGAAUACCACAAAAAUAUCACCAACAUGUACCGUUUGAUGAACCACCUGCAGCGAACCAUUAAUACCCAGAGAAAGGGGUACCAGGAGCUGGAGAGGAAAGUGUCCGGCAUCGUCCUAGAUGUGGUGGAGGUCAAUAACGUACUGGAGAAAAAAGUGACUACAUUUGACAACACCGGCAGCUUGAAACGUAAAAAUAUUCAAGUGGAAACCAUUUCAAAGGUGCUAAACUGUGGACAAACUAAUCGGGAAACUACCUUCAAAGGUAAAGUACUCUCCAAACUCACAGCCUCUUGCAUUUCUACAUUUUCUCAGUUAAGAAGGUUAUGUAAGAAUUAAUGACUGGAAAAUAAA